AUGUCUGGCGUUAUUGACGAGACCCCACUCAGUGCUGCGCCUCUCGAGCGCCGGAACUCUUUGGAGAAGCAUCUCCAAACUCGCCCAGACAUGCAGGAUCUCAAGAACCGCCAUAUCCUGCUGGACACCAACGUGGCCCCAUCUCUCCAGUCAGCUCAGCAAGAGCUCGAUCGUCACCGCGCGACGGACAGUCUCAAGAAGAAUCUAGAGAAGAGACCUGACCGUGAUGAACUAGUGGAGCGGAAUAUUCUCCCCGCGACCACCGCCGCACCGGCCUUGCAAGCUCACGCCCGUGAGCUCGAACGCCACAUGCUGGCCGACAACCUCGAGCACAAGAUUCAGAAUCGACCCCAACCGGAUACAUUGAUCACUCAGGGCAUUUUGACAGAGGAUGAAGAUCCCCGAUCGGCCUAA
Messenger RNA from Penicillium diatomitis, 414 nucleotides. Its product is annotated as RPEL repeat-containing protein. The record is from RefSeq and is a predicted model, not a curated record. The transcript has 3 exons. NCBI's taxonomy places the organism in Eukaryota, Fungi, Ascomycota, Eurotiomycetes, Eurotiales, Aspergillaceae. Bases 1 to 414 code for a protein of 137 amino acids.